UAUUUAAAAGAAGAAAAAAAACCUCACUAAAAAGCUCAGAAUUUUAGCGACGAUCAAAAGCUACAAAUCGAUCACUACCGAAAUCCAAUUUAACUACACAAAUCUCUGUUGCUAAAACCAUCGUUCCUGUAAGAUUUUCCCUAUUUUUUGUUCUUUUUUUUCGGAAACCAAAGCGAAUGGACCCUCUUUCCGCCCUCCGCGACUUCACAAUCCGGGGCGAACUCGACAAAAUCAUCCGAGUCAACGACGAGUUCAGAUUCGGCACCGAGUAUUCCUUCCCCUGCUCCGCCGAGACUGCCUACCGUUCCAAGCAAGGCAAUCUCUACAACCUCGAGACCCUAGUUUUCUACAUCCAAAACCACCAUCUCAAGCACACCGAUUACAUGCACAACUCUCUUGCCCUCCGUAUCCACGCCGUCACCUUCACGGACCGGAAACCUCUCCUCGAUUACCUCACCGGAAAAGUGUCCACCUCCGAUUCCAUCGUUUGGAACCCACCCAAGUUCCCAGACGAGUUUCGACCCGACCCAUCUGGGUUCGAUCCGGAUAGCGUCAAACCCAAAGGUAAUAACACCAACGAUGUAGUUUUGGAUGAAAUAGGAGAUACCCAUUAUAGUGUUAAGGAUAAAGAGGUUGAAAUUGCUGAUUAUAUGGGAAUAAUUCGAUCGAUUGAGAAACCUUUGAAGGAUAGAGAAGGGAUUUUGGAAUGUAAGAAUAAGGAUUUUUAUAGUGUUCUUGUUGCUGCUACCAAAAGGGAAGAAGAAAGGCAGAGACUUGAGUCUCAGCAAAGGAAAGAUGGGUUAGUUGCUAAGAGUAGGUUAAUGGGUGCUGAAGAGGGGGGAUUGGGGUUAAGUUAUGGGGAUGAUAUGAUGGGAUAUGAUUCGAAACCGAAAAUGCAUUUGAAAGGGAGCAAACUCGGGGAAGGAGUGCCGAUUAUUUUAGUGCCGAGUGCUUUUCAGACUUUGAUUACCAUUUAUAAUGUGAAGGAGUUUUUGGAAGAUGGGGUUUUUAUGCCUACCGAUGUGAAGGUGAAGCAGAUGAAAGGGGCGAGACCGGAGUGUGUUACGGUGCAGAAGAAGUUUAGUAGGGACAGAGAUAGGGUCGUAACAGCCUAUGAAGUUAGAGAUAAGCCUUCUGCUUUGAAGCCAGAAGAUUGGGAUCGCGUUGUGGCAGUAUUCGUGUUGGGGAAAGAGUGGCAGUUCAAGGAUUGGCCUUUCAAGGAUCAUGUGGAGAUUUUUAAUAAGAUUAUUGGGUUUUUUAUGCGGUUUGAAGACGACAGUGUAGAAUCUUGCAAGAUCGUGAAGCAAUGGAACGUGAAGAUUAUAUCGAUUAGCAAGAAUAAGAGACACCAAGAUAGGGCUGCAGCCCUGGAGGUCUGGGACAGACUAGAAGAAUUUGUGCGGGGACGAUCGCAUUCGUAAACCGGGCAGCUUCUUAGGUAACAUUAACAUGUACGAGUCCGAUGUCCAUGUGCUACGAUCUCCAUCCCUGAUGUAUUUUCAAUUUUUUUUCAAGAACUCAAGCAUUUUAUGACAAUAGAGGAUAUGUUUAUAUAUUA
Hibiscus syriacus is the source of this 1558-nucleotide messenger RNA. Its product is annotated as protein CDC73 homolog. Lineage: Eukaryota; Viridiplantae; Streptophyta; Magnoliopsida; Malvales; Malvaceae. The record is from RefSeq and is a predicted model, not a curated record. Gene Ontology annotation, biological process: positive regulation of transcription elongation by RNA polymerase II; transcription elongation by RNA polymerase II. The transcript has 3 exons. Gene Ontology annotation, cellular component: Cdc73/Paf1 complex. Bases 177 to 1421 code for a protein of 414 amino acids. Gene Ontology annotation, molecular function: RNA polymerase II complex binding.